This is a messenger RNA of Eublepharis macularius, 951 nucleotides long. RefSeq names its product olfactory receptor 52B2-like. The transcript has a single exon. Gene Ontology annotation, molecular function: G protein-coupled receptor activity; olfactory receptor activity. Bases 1 to 951 code for a protein of 316 amino acids. NCBI's taxonomy places the organism in Eukaryota, Metazoa, Chordata, Lepidosauria, Squamata, Eublepharidae. The record is from RefSeq and is a predicted model, not a curated record. Gene Ontology annotation, biological process: G protein-coupled receptor signaling pathway. Gene Ontology annotation, cellular component: membrane.
AUGGCUCUCAACCACAGCAGCUUUGACCCCGUCACCUUCGUCCUGACGGGCAUCCCGGGCAUGGAGGAAUCCCACGUCUGGAUCUCCGUCCCCUUCUGCCUGAUGUAUGCCGUGGCGCUCACGGGGAAUUCCUUCCUCCUGUUUCUCAUUGCCACAGACCGCAGCCUCCACCAGCCCAUGUGCCUCCUACUAGCGCUGCUCUCCGUGGCUGACCUCAUGCUGUCCACAGCCACCGUGCCGGAAAUGCUGGCCAUCUUCUGGUUUGGAUCCAGGAAGGUCUCCUUCGACGCCUGCAUCGCUCAAAUGUUCUUCACGCACUUCAGCUUCAUCGCCGAGUCGACCAUCCUGCUGGCCAUGGCCUUUGACCGCUACGUCGCCAUCUGCGACCCUCUGCGCUACCUGGCAGUCCUGACUCCCGCCACGAUCGGAAAGGUGGCUGUGGCGGCGGUGCUGAGGGGGCUGGGCAUCAUGUUCCCGACCAUCUUCCUCCUCAAGAGGCUGCCCUACUGUGGCCACAGCACCAUGCACCACACGUAUUGCGAGCACAUGGGCAUCGCUCGGCUGGCCUGUGCAGACAUCACAGCCAACAUCUGGUACGGAUUCACCACCACCCUCCUGUCCUCCGGACUGGACGCCGUGCUCAUCAGCCUGUCCUACGCCGUCAUCCUUCGAGCCGUCUUCCGGCUCCCGUCCAAGGAGGCCCGCCUGAAGGCUCUCCGCACCUGUGGCUCCCACCUGUGCGUCAUCCUGAUGUUCUACCUGCCCGCCUUCUUCUCCUUCCUCACCCAUCGCUUUAUCCACAACAUUCCCAGCUGCAUCCACAUCCUCUUGGCUAACCUCUAUGUCAUUGUGCCCCCCAUGCUCAACCCCAUUGUGUAUGGGGUGAGAACAAGACAGAUCUGGGAGCGAGUCACCCAUAUGUUCUCAAAGGUGGGGGGCACCUGCCGCUGA